This is a messenger RNA of Salvia hispanica, 1841 nucleotides long. NCBI's taxonomy places the organism in Eukaryota, Viridiplantae, Streptophyta, Magnoliopsida, Lamiales, Lamiaceae. The record is from RefSeq and is a predicted model, not a curated record.
GACACUACUGAAUGUUCUAAAAAACUAUAUAUAGUUAUAAGAUAAGACCUACUAUCCUACAAGAAGUUAAAGAUGAACACUACUACCACUUCAUCUCUUACUUUCCUUCUUCUCGUGCUCUUUUCGUGCUCGCCGGCGGCAUAUGGCGACGGCCGCCGCCUUUUUCUCGAUUGCCUAUCCCAAAAACUCCAUAACUACUCUUCCAUUUCCAACAACAUAGUUUUCACAAGAAACAACCCUUCUUACACUUCCAUCCUCCAAUUUUCCAUCCGAAACCCGAGAUUCGCCUCAGAGUCUAACCAUAAACCAUUCGCGAUCAUAACCCCACAACACGAAUCUCAAAUUCCGCCUGUCAUAUACUGCGCUAAAAGCUCAGACAUAGAGAUCAGAACCCGAAGCGGAGGCCAUGACUUCGAGGGACUAUCUUAUGUCGCACAACUCCCCUUCGUGAUCGUUGAUCUUAUCAAUCUAAGCGAAAUAACCGUUGACGUCAAGAAAAAAACUGCGUGGGUCGGAGCUGGCGCGACCAUAGGCGCAUUAUACUACAGAAUCGCCGAGAAAAGCCCGGUUUUAGGAUUUCCCGCCGGUUUCUGCCCGACCGUCGGGGCCGGGGGACACUUCAGCGGCGGUGGCUGGGGCCUCAUGAUGAGAAAGUACGGCCUCGCUGCGGAUAACGUCGUCGACGCGAGAAUAGCCGACGUCAGCGGCAGAAUACUAGACAGAAUGUCAAUGGGCGAGGAUCUGUUCUGGGCAAUCAGAGGCGGCGGCGGCGCCAGCUUCGGCGUAAUCACUGCCUGGAAGGUACAGCUGGUGGAUGUUCCAGAAACUGUCACUGUUUUCACAGUGAGCAGAACGCUGGAACAGAACGCGAAUCAACUCAUUCACCGCUGGCAAUACGUAGCUCCAAAUAUCCACAAAGAUUUGUUCCUCGGAAUCACGAUAAGCAGAGUGAACUCCAAUGCCUCCGGCCAUGGCGGGAGGAUCAUGACGAUAAAUGCUUCUUUCUUUUCGCAGUUUCUCGGCGGCGCCUCCCGAUUGCUGGCGUUGAUGCAAGAACAUUUCCCCGAGUUAGGCCUUAAAAGAGAAGAUUGCAUAGAGAUGAGCUGGAUCCAAUCCGUUCUCUACGCCGACGGAAUCCCAACUGAAUCUCCGCCGCAAAUCUUGCUAAACAGAACUCAACCAAACAUAGCAUUCUUCAAAGGAAAGCCGGAUUACGUGGAGAAUCUGAUCUCCGAGAAGGAAUUUGAAGGAGUCUGGCAAUAUUUCUACGAGGACGAGGGGGCCUCGGCCUUCGUGCUGAUGGUGCCUUAUGGGGGGAGAAUGGCGGAGAUUCCAGACUCCGCCAUUCCUUAUCCCCAUAGAAAAGGGAAUCUAUACACAUUUGGAAGCUUAGUGGUGUGGCAGGAAGAGGAAGAUUCCGAAAGGUAUAUCGGUUGGAUUCGGAGGCUGUUCGAUCACAUGACUCCUUAUGCUUCGAAGAAUCCGAGGGGGGCGUAUGUCAACUACAGAGAUCUUGAUAUCGGAGUGAACAACGUUGAUGGAAAGACGAGCUAUGCGAAAGCGAGCGUUUGGGGGAAGAAGUAUUUCAAGGAUAAUUUCGAUCGUCUUGUUCGAGUGAAAACGAUGGUGGAUGCAGAUGAUUUCUUUAGGAACGAGCAGAGUAUUCCACCGAUUAUUAGCAAAAAAGCAUAAGCAUCCCACUGGUUUCUUCCCUUCUGGAAAUUUGUUCUCUGUCCAUGGUAUAACAUGUAUUGCCAUAAAAUAAUUUAUAUGUCACUAAUCACAUGAAAAAUGACUAAUUACUUAUUGAAUAUCGAAUAAUUAAGCUUAUGUUUGGUUGA